Macrobrachium nipponense is the source of this 8905-nucleotide messenger RNA. It is a transcript of the gene garz, whose product is annotated as Golgi-specific brefeldin A-resistance guanine nucleotide exchange factor 1-like. The transcript is spliced from 17 exons. The coding region runs from base 81 to 6863 and encodes 2260 amino acids. Gene Ontology annotation, biological process: regulation of ARF protein signal transduction. NCBI's taxonomy places the organism in Eukaryota, Metazoa, Arthropoda, Malacostraca, Decapoda, Palaemonidae. Gene Ontology annotation, molecular function: guanyl-nucleotide exchange factor activity. The record is from RefSeq and is a predicted model, not a curated record.
UGGUCUACACGUCAGCUGAUAGACAGCGUAUGGUGACAACAUUAAUGUUUCUGUCCCUUGGUCCCUGAUGUGAGCCCACAAUGGUUGAAGGGUUGAUUAGUGAGCAAGGGGACAGGGGGGGAACAGAGGUAGCCGUAAUGUCAGAGGAUGGUGAUUCAGUACCACCUGAAAUGGUGUCGUCAGUUCCCCCACGACCCACCAUAUGCUAUGGCCGAAUUUUACUUGGUGAAAUAACACCACUUCUUGCUGCUAUGAAGCGUUCCACUCCAAGAUGGUCAUCACAGCAACAGGACUUGGAACGGGAUCCACUAGUAGUGAAACUCAAAGAAUUACGAACGACUGUUACUUACCUAGGACCUGAUGAUACCUUGGAUCCUAAUACUUUUCUAGAUCCUUUCCUUGCUAUCAUCCGUUCAGAAGAUACAACUGGCCCAGUCACCAAGAGUGCAUUGGCUGCAGUUAAUAGGAUGCUUAAUUAUGGACUAAUAACUGGAGAAUGUGCAAGUGCAGCUAAUGCUGUGGAAGCUGUUGCUGCAGCAGUCACACAUGCCCGCUUUGUAGGGACAGAUCAAGGGGCUGAUGAAGUUGUCUUGUGGGAAAUUCUUACUGUAUUGCGAACUCUUAUCCUAGGACCUGUUGGGCAUCUCCUUACAAAUGAAUCUGUUUGUGAAAUUUUGAAUUCCUCAUUUAGGAUUUGUUUUGAGACAAGGCUGAGUGAACUUUUGAGAAACUGUACUGAAGAUGCUCUCAGGCAUAUGGUGCAACUCCUCUUUGCACGUCUCCCACAGUUUAAAGACGAUCCUCGUGGGCAGGGACACUCGAGGAGGCUUAAAAUGCGUGCAGGUGGUGAAGGGAAAGGGAGAAGAAAAGGAAAAUCGCCUCGUCCAACUCCAUCAUCAACUCCACCUCCAUCCAAUACACCACAACCCCCUGUAACUUCAGAUGUUUCAGAAGUGCCAGAAGAAUCACUAGAUGGUUCACAAAACACUCAGGUAAUAACAACAUCUACAAAAGAGGAAGUUAUUUCACCCUCGGAAUCAGAACCAGAAUCUCUAAGUAGUGCUCUGGCAGGAGAAAAUCCCUUAGGAGACACAGCAUCUGUUGAUUCAGGAAUUUUAGAACCUGUCUCUCCAGUUGAAAACAGUGUAGACAUAUCCCAUGCACAUUUAGCUCCAGAUGGUUGUGGUUCUUUAGAAAAUCUGGAGAGUCCAGCAAGUGAGCCUGAUGGUACCUGUGUGUCUAAAGCAUCUGAUUCUGAGCAGGUUGAACUUAUUUCGGAGACAAAUGAAUCCCUCUCAUCCACUGAAGUUGUUAAUCAUGCAGAUGUAGAAAUAAAAACCACAGACCCUUCACCUCAAACAGAUUCACAGCAAGAAAAAGAAGACUUCAUAAAUGCACAAGGAGUGAAAUUUACUCAAGAGGGAGUCAUUACUGAGGGCAAUGCUUUGGUGCCUUAUGGCAUGCCUUGUGUAAGAGAAGUUUUUCGUUUCCUCAUCUCCCUUACUUCACCAACUAAUGAGCAAAAUACCCCUGCAAUGAUUUUAACUGCCUUGAAUCUUCUGACAGUGGGAUUAGAGGUGGGUGCUGAACACAUCAACAAUACUCCUUCAUUGUUGACAUUAUUGAAAGAUCAGUUGUGUCGUAAUCUAUUUAUGCUUCUGAAACCUGAAUUUCGUUUGGGUACCUUCAUGGCAUCCUUACGUCUGUGUACCCUUCUAUGCGAGUCUUUGCGUUCACAUUUCAAGUUCCAGAUUGAGAUGUUUCUCAAUAAGUUAACUGAAAUCAUCACAUCAGAAGCACCUAACGUCACUUACUCACAUAAGGAAUUAGCUCUUGAAACAGUAGUACAGUUAUGGCGUAUACCAGGAUUCAUUACAGAACUUUUUCUUAAUUACGAUUGUGAUUUAUAUGCAUCAAAUUUAUUUGAAGAUCUUACUAAAGUGCUCUCAAAGAAUGCUUUUCCAGUUCAGGGAUUGUAUUCUACAAAUUUACUUUCUCUUGAAGCCCUUUUCACUGUUAUAGAAACUAUUGAAAGUCAUGGUAUUAAAGAAAACAAGGUAUCAGUUGCUAAAGAGACAAAUGAAGCACCCUUGGUAGUGGCACAGGUAUCAUCUGGAUAUCUCUUGGGUCUUGGCCUUCGAGGAGGUUUUGCUCCUGUGACUCCACACCUUAAAGCACGGACUGUGCUUUUUGACAAUGAAAUUGUAUCACGAGAACAUCUUGUGGCUCUUAAAGAGAAGAAAAAGUUAUUGGCAGCUGGCACUGACCAAUUUAAUGCUAAACCAGAAAAAGGUAUAAAAUUCUUGCAAGACAAUGGCAUUAUAGGGAGCACCAAGGAUGAUAUUGCUAUAUUUCUUAGAGAGAACCCACAACUCUGUAAGAAGAUGAUUGGAGAAUAUGUUAGCAAAAAGAAAAAUGUAGAUAUACUCUCAGCAUUUGUAAAAUCUUUUGAGUUUCGUGGACUGCGGAUUGAUGAAGCCCUGCGAAUGUUUUUAGAGAGUUUCCGUCUCCCUGGUGAAGCUCCUCUUAUCGGUAUAAUUGUGGAACAUUUUUCAUCUCACUGGCACACGAGUAACAAUGAACCUUUUGGGAAAGAGGAUGCAGCUUUUACAUUGGCAUAUGCUGUAAUCAUGCUGAAUGUAGAUCAGCAUAAUCAGAAUGCAAAGAAGCAGAACAUUCCCAUGACAUUAGAUCAGUUUAGAAACAACCUUCGAGGUGUCAAUGAUGGAGGUGACUUUGACCAGGAUAUGCUGGAGGAAAUAUACAAUGCCAUUCGUCUAGAUGAAAUUGUCAUGCCUGCUGAACAAACUGGUCUAGUUAAGGAGAACUACAUGUGGAAAAUGUUACUAAAAAGAGGAGCCACCAAAGAGGGUCAAUAUAUAUUAGCUAAUAAUAAUACAUCCUUUGACAGAGACUUGUAUGCUAUUUGCUGGGGCCCAACUAUUGCAUCAUUAGCCUAUGUAUUUGAUAAGUCUACAGAUGAUGCUAUUAUUCAGAGAACAAUGUCAGGUUUCAAGAAGUGUGCUGUUAUUGCUGCAAGAUAUGGUAUGAGUGAAAUGUUUGAUAACCUUGUUGUAUCUUUGUGCAAGUUUACUACUCUAACAUCAUCUACAGAAGCUGCAGAGCAUGUAACUGUAGCCUUUGGAGCCAACAAAAAAGCACAACUUGCUGCAAAGACAGUGUUCAGAUUGGUAACAUCCCAUGGAGACAUACUGAGAGAUGGGUGGAAAAAUAUAUUAGAUCUCCUUCUUCAAUUAUUCCGUUGUAGACUUCUACCACCCUCUUUGACAGAGAGUGAAGACUUUGUUGAGACUAGUGGCCGGGUGACCCUUGUUAGGGAAACUCCAGUAGCUGUGCCUCGAGUUGAAUCGGGAUUACUAUCAUCCCUCUAUUCUUAUAUUUCCCUUGGUGAUGCAGGAGCAGCUCGCGGAACAAAUCCAGAAGACGUGGAACUUUCCCAGAGGGCUAAAAGCUGCAUUGCUGAUUGCCAUCCAGAAAGACUGGUAACUGAGUCAGCUUUCUUGAGGUGUGAUUCAUUAAAUGAACUUUUAAAAGCCAUGAUGGGAGCUGGAGAUGCCAGCACUCUUGGAGAUCCAGCUAUCAGUCCAGGUGGUGGAGGCUUACACCAAGAAGGCAGAGUUGGAGGCCUUGACGAACAUAGUCAGGCUUUCAUAUUGGAACUUGUUGUUCAGGUUUUGGUUGCAAACAAAGAUAGGGCUGUUGGUGUUUGGCCGAGCGUUAAAACUUACAUUCAUUCUCUGCUCAUGGGAGCAGCUGCAGCAGAUCGUCAUUUUCUCCUAGAACGCUGUGUUGUGGCAAUGCUGAGGUUAGCCAAAGUUUUGCUGCGCAGACCAAACAUGGCUAACCCUAUACUGCAGUCUCUCCGGAUGUUGUUGCUACUGCGGCCCUCCAUCCUUCUCAGAGUAUCACUGCAAAUUGUCUGCGGAUUGCGAGAGGUUUUGAGUGUUAACACUGACCAUAUUCAAGAUCCCAAUGACUGGACUAUUUUAUUCAAUCUACUUGAAUGUGCAGGAGCUGGUGCUAAACCACCACCAAUGGUCAAUUCUGAUCAUGCAGAUAUUCAAAGUGAUUCUGGUUCUGUGUCAGACAGUGACUUUGGAAGUUCAUCAGGAGUUGAUUCUGGUCAUUACACUGAAGGAGCUACUAGCGAGUGUGCUGAGCCUCCCCCUGGCCCACCCACAGCCACAGACCAUCCAGAGGUAUCUAAACAAACCCAGCGCUCUCGAGCUGCAAGUCCUGAUCCUCUACAUAACACGGGAGGCUGGAUUUUGGUUGGCCGUGAAGGGGAAAUAGAACCAGUGGCUGUACGAGCUGUGUCUGUUAAUGAAUGGGAUAUAGUACAUCAGCGCGAACUUGGAGAGCAUAGACCUGAGGCUUUAGUGCAAGCUGUUGAUACUUUGGCCUUCCUAGUAAGAGACAGACGAAUCACACAGUCAAGCCUCCCAGCAGCUGUUCAAGCCUGUAGAACAUUUGUUGAAGCAACUCUGAAUGGAGGGAAAACAGAAAAAAGAACAGCUAACAAGGAAGGUGUACGCUCACCUUCUCGUCGCAAGACAUCCGGAAGACGUAAAGAAGAGAAAGGCAUUACACGAAGGCCAAAGUCUCCAAAUACUGGGUCUAAUGCUUAUGAUGCUGAUGAGUCUGAUUCAGAUGAUGUUCCCAUGACAUACCAGCAGGUGUCUGAAAAGUUACUAGAUCUGAUGGAUACCUUGCAUACAGCAUCAGGCCAAAUUGUUGGUAUCGAUGAUGGGUCGUCUGCGUCAGUCUCUUUGAUGUCAUUAUGGUCUCAGGCAUUAUGCCCUCUUCUCCAAGGAAUAGCCAGAUAUUGCUGUGAUUCACGCACUACGGUACGUAACAUGGCAAUGACAUACCUUCAGCGAGCUCUUCUGAAUCAUGAUUUACAGGCAUUAAGUGCUGGAGAAUGGGAGUCAUGCUUUAACAAAGUAUUGUUCCCAUUGUUAGCAAAGCUGCUACAACCACUGCCAGGGUCAAGUGCAGCAGCUAUAGAGGAGACACGUGUUCGAGCAGCUACCCUUGUUCAGAAGGUAUACCUUCGUCAUUUGACUCCACUGUUGACACUUCCUACAUUUACUGCACUGUGGCUCACAAUUCUAGAUUUUAUGGACAAAUACCUCAAUACACAUCGUUCUGAUCACUUGAGUGAUGCUAUUCCGGAGAUCUUGAAAAACAUGUUGUUGGUGAUGGAAACUACCCAGGUCUUCCACACUGCAGAUGGAUUCACACGUUUAUGGACUAUCACUUGGGACCGUAUUGAUGCCUUUUUACCUGAUUUCCGCCACCAACUUUUUAGAAGUCACCCUCCAUCUGAAAUUCACAAAAUUGAAGUUAUGCCAACGGAAAACCAGGGUAGAUGGCCUGCAUCUGAAGCACCAGCUCCAACAAGUGGAGGAAUUCAGUCUUACGCUUCACAAACUUCUGUAGAGGAAGCAUAUGUACCACCUACACUCCGAGAGCAAGGAGCUGCUAGGUUGUCAUUAAGUCAAGAAAGCUUACCUACAAGCUACAACAGUGGAAUAAUCUUGCAACCACCUCUUCCAUCACUUCCACCAGUCACACCACCAUCCCCAGAUUCGUCACCUGUAUCUUCUGGGAUUACUCAAACUUUUUCUGCAGUACCUCAGAUGCUGUCCACUGAGCCCUUGGCUAGCGGUAGCCUCGUCUUCAGCCCUGUCCCUCCAACUCUUCUGCACCUAACCCCUUCACCACCUCAGUCAUCAUAUAAUGAUCAUCCAACUCCCAUUCCACUUGUGUUUUCCCCAGCAACUCCCCUAAACACCAUUCAAGUUCAUGAAACAGAGUCUAGUAAUUUUGUAAGUGAAGGACAUCAGAUGCAAGCAAAUCCAACUUUUCAACUUUAUACAGAGUCAAGGAAUUUGAAUGAUGAUACACUGUAUUUCCAACAGUCUCCUACGUCUAUAUCUUCAGAAAUGAGCCCUAAUCUACCUACCUGUAUUCCAGAUUUACCUGAACACAGUAAUUCAGUAAAUUUAGUAGUAGAAUCACCAUCCUCCUCAAACAACCUUACCAGUAUUCCUCAGACUGGUUUGAUUAUGGAUAGCAAUCCUGCCUCACUCACCCAUGAAAGUGUCCCCCCUGUUCAUCAUCAACAUACCUACCAGUUGUCAGAUGCUCAGGUUGAUGGCUGUAGUGGUUCCUUCGAUUUACCUUCUCCUGAGGUUUCUGCUAUUGUACCUCCGUCCGUAUCUGUUCCUUCUGCUGGUGCUUAUUCAUCUUAUGUUCAGCAAAACCCUCUCUCCUCGGAUACCUUAACCUGUACAACGCAGUCAGCCGUACAUACCCAUUCUCUUCCUGUAAACACAAGUUGUAACAGUAAUACAGAUUAUGCUAAUGCUGACGUACCGAUUGCAGCUUGCACUGUAGCAAAUUCUAUACCAGCCUCAACUCCUCCAGCAUACUCCUCAGUGGGCUCUGUAUUCCCUAUUCCCAUUCCUGCUUUCCUAAAUCCUUUCUCUGGAAGUGACCCUGAUGCAGAACCCCCAACCAAUAACGUAUGUGAGUCUUCUGCUGGUGUACCAGUGGCAGAGGAACCUAGUUCAGUUAAGGACACCACUUCCCUGUACCGUCCAACGUCUUUACUAUUUAGUCAGUCGAGUGAUGUACCAUUUGUGGUUGACCCAAAUGCUUCUGUGGAUCCUUACCCACCUGGUCACACUACCCUGAAAGAAGUGAAAGACACUCCUGUACCUGUUCAGACUUCUGAGCCAACAGUCCCUCUUCUACUUACCAAUUCGGUAUUAAAUCCACCCCCUCUUACACUACUGUCUUUAGGACAGCAAGUGGCUCAAGAUGGAAAGAAGUGAGUCUCUUCUACAUUCCUAGCAUGCCAGCUUGAGGUGAACAAGUAACAAAGUGUAAAUAUUAUAUUUGUAAUUUCAUAGGAUCUAUUUCCCCACAAAGAUGGUUUUACUUAAUAUCUAAGAACUACAAUGUACUUCUUAGAUAUGUGUUCCUUUAUCAUGAGUUUUAAUCAUGUUUGUUAAAUGGUGGCAGCCUUUUACUGUAAUGAGUAGGAGGAGAUUAGUAAGCCAUGGCCUCUUUUCCUUUCUUUUUCAAUUUUAUUCAAAGUUGCCAUAGUUUUCUUCUAUAUUUUAAUAUUUUCACGUAGGUAAAUUGCUUUUUGACCAGUGUAAUAAAGUAGAUGGUCAUUUUUCAUGUGAUAUAAUUUAAAGGUAUAGAGACAUAUGCAGUUUGUGGAACAUUAUUUUUAGAAAUUUGAUUAUAGAUUAUAUAUAUUGGCAUAUUAUAUGAAAGUAUAGUGUGUUAUACAUUAAAUUGAAAGAUUCAUUAUACAGUGUGGUGACAUUUAUAAAUUUUUUUAACCGUAAGCAUUAUAGAAUUUUUAGAAAUCAGGUAAUUUUAUUUUUCUUGCAAUGGAAGAGUAGAUGAAUUAGAGAAACUGUCAUGUUUUAACUGUUAUUCUUUUAAAUUCUUUACUGCUUCAGUAUUUUCUUGUUAAGCCUUGAUUUGUGUUAGAAAAUUAUAGAUUUUAUUUUCUAUCCUGAAUGGAUGUAACUGCAUUUACAGACAUUUUAUGCACUAAUUACUAAAAUAACACAGGAGGAGACAAAAGGCAGGGGAUAGUAUUACCAUAAUUUUUUAUAAUUAUAUUUGAGGACUUAUUUGAGCACUUAUUGUGUAUAUAGAACUUUAAAUACUAGUGUUAUAGUACAGUUCUUAUAUUUAUGGUUACUGUAAUUAAAAUAGUCUUUAUGAGAAAUUAUGGAUAUAUGAUAGGCAUACCAUGUAAGUCUUUAUAUUGCUUUCUCUUGUGCUCAUAUCUUAAGUUGUAUAAGUCUGGGUAAACUAAAGAGGACUAUGUUUUUAACUUUAAUUCAAUUGUGGCAAAGGAAAUAUAGUAACCCUUCCAGCAAGGGAUAAAAACUUAUUACUAUGUCACCUUAUCCUGUAUAUUUUCAUUAGCAUAAGUUGUAGUAGUCAAUUCCUGUCUGUCAUGAAAAGGAAUUCAGUGUAUGUAUGUUAAAAUUGUAUGAUAUAUAUGGCAUUCAAAAGUAUCUGAGUAAAAUCAGUUUUCACAUUUUCUGAUCUGAUUUCCAGAUAAUUUUCUGCUUUAUUAUUGAACGUGAAAAUUGUCAUCUGAAAUUUUGAGAUAACUGGUAAAUAUGUACAGGUAUAUUUAUAGAUUGUGUCACUCCUUUUCUGUGUCCUUAACCUUACCAGCAUUAAAACCUUCAAGCACUUAAGUUUAAGAUUGAGAAAAUUGGUCAUUCAUUUAGUCAUUCUUUUUACAGUAAAUUUCAUUAGUCUUUUUUUAUUAUUUAUUUUGGAGUUUGUUGCACCCCUUUGAUAACUGUCACAAUAAUAAUUUUUUUUAAUGAAGCAACUCAUUUCUUUGUGCCCAUGUUAUUUAUGUUUAUGUAUGGUUAGUUGCAAGAAAACUAGUUUUUUUUUUCGAAGGAGAAACUUUAUUUAGUACUACGUAUCAUUAUUAGUGUUUGGUAGGCAAUUUAGUAUCAUUAUUAGUGUUUGGUAGGCAAAGUGUAAUAUCUUCAGUACAUAAAGCCUUAAAUAUGGAGUUGUCUGCUUGUCAACAGCUGCAGGAAGUUUUAACAUGCAAUAAUACAUGAACUCACUUGUUUGAUUAUAAAGAUUACUUCAAUAAAACUUAAGUGCUGUACAAGUGAAACUUAAGAUGUAAAAACUGCUUUCUUGGUGCACUUGUGUGUUCAUGUGGCUGAAAAGAUUUAAGUUAUAAAUUUUUGUUUGAUUUACACAAGUUUAUCUAUAAAACAAAUCCCUCAUGAAUUUGUAUAAAAUUUCAUCAGUCAUCCUAUGAAUUAGGGAAAAAUAAAUGUUUAAAUAAACAGUUGAAUUGAUAAAAGAA